Micromonas commoda is the source of this 3128-nucleotide messenger RNA. RefSeq names its product Multidrug/Oligosaccharidyl-lipid/Polysaccharide flippase. Gene Ontology annotation, biological process: transmembrane transport. The coding region runs from base 1 to 1437 and encodes 478 amino acids. The record is from RefSeq and is a predicted model, not a curated record. Gene Ontology annotation, molecular function: antiporter activity; xenobiotic transmembrane transporter activity. Gene Ontology annotation, cellular component: membrane. The transcript has a single exon. Lineage: Eukaryota; Viridiplantae; Chlorophyta; Mamiellophyceae; Mamiellales; Mamiellaceae.
AUGAGCGCCUCGACAUUAAUCCAACUGGGCGUCUGCGCCGCGACCAUGGUUGCCGAGCCUGUUCUCGGCUCCAUCGACACCUUCUGGGUCGCCGCCCUCGGCACCACCGAGCUCUCCGCGCUCGGGCCCAACACCACCCUCUACGGCUGCGUCAUCGCAGUGAUCGUCGCGUACGGCUUCGGCACGGCCGCGACGCGCAAGAUCGCCGUCGCCCUCGAGCUGGACGAGGCACACAGACGCUCGGGUACCCUUAAACCCGGUGAGAAGACCACAGCGGGCGGCACGCUCAUCGCCGUCAUGGGAACCACCGUCGCCUUCGGCUUGGCGUGCGGUUUGCUGGUCGCAGCCUUUCCCACCUUGAUCGUCAACCUGAUUGGAGCCCCGGAGAGCGUGGUGGCGCCCGCGGCUAAUUACAUGCAACUGCGCGCGAUCGGCGUGCCCGCAGUGGGCAUGGUCGUCGCACUUGGCGGCGGUUUUCAGGCGGCGAGGGAUGCAAAAACGCCGUUCAUCGCGGUCAUGCUCUCGGGCAUCGUCAACCUGAUUUUAGACCCUCUGCUCAUGUUCACAUUUGGCCUGGGCAUGAAGGGCGCGGCGCUGGCGACCGUCACCGCGCAGUACGCGAGUGCGAUUCUCAUGUCGUAUCAGGCGUUCUUUGGGAAGAAGCGAGCCAUGUUUUUCGGUUCCGAGACCGAGUCCGUGACGGCGAACGAACUCGACAUUCAGGAAGAGCCGAAGGAGCCGGUUCAGUUUGUGGAACCCAUGGCGUACAACUUCAACAAGAAGGUGGCGAUGGAGUACACGAAGGAGACCGGGUCAUACAUGGGCAGGGUCGCGAACGUCGUGGUCGUUUGGGCCCUAACGGGUUCCCUCGCCGCGAGGCUCGGGGUGUUCGAGGGCGCGGCGCACGUCUUGCUCUUCCAGCUGCUCAGCAUCCUGUCCAUCUCGGCGGGUGCGCUCACCACCGUCUGCAACGCUCUCUGCGCCAGGCUCUUCGUAUCCGUCGGCGACGAGGCUGCGUCGGCGGCGGGCAAGGCGCUCACCAUCCUCGGAGGGGUUAUUUUCUCCUCCAUCUCCGCCCUCUUCUGGGUGUUCAGGAAGGAGCUCCUCUUCGCGUACACCCCAGAUCCCAUGGUGGUCAACACCGCCCUGGCUCCUUAUUUUCUCCUGAUUGCAUCCGUGGCGACGUACUGGUACAAGACCCUCGAGGGUGGCCUGAUCGGGCGAGGAGAUGCAAACGCGGUGAACUUCAUCUUCUACGUCGGGGGCGCGGCGGCGCUCGUGGGGCUCUGGGUGGCGAAUCAGAGCGCCACGGGCAUCACGCUGAUGGGAAUCUGGUGGUCCAUCGUUUGGUAUUACUCUGCGCUCACAGUGGGUUGUACGUUCCGGUGGUGGCAGUUGAGCAGACUGCGAAAGAGCAUGCCCCCGACCGUGGCGUAAUGGGGGAUUCCGGGAAAGGACGGCGGUAGUCAACGCGCUCGGACUUCACGAGCGGUUGACUUGCACGACUUGCCCAAAAACUAUUUUUUUUUUCCUUUCGGGGGCUUCGGCUUCUGGGUUCCCGGGGGCGCACUGCUUGAUGGGGCGCCGCACGACGUGAUGAAGAUUUAACAGUUAAAACCCUUACUACGAUGACGUGAAAGCACGUGUUGAUAUAAAAGAUUGAUAGUCUAUGUUGAAAGAAUUCGUGAAUGGUUGGUUAUUCCUGUUCGUUAUCUGCUGAGCUCAACGUUUCCUCUUCUUGUCCUUCGAGUUGGACGGGGGAGGAGGCUUGGCAGGAGGAGCUGUGGUGGCGGGAGCCUUGGCAACCCCCGCCUUAACGAUGUCGAUGUCGCCUCCGUUCUGCUUGAGCUUGAGACACUUCGAGUGCGCCUUCUCGGUACCGCAUCCACCCUUCUUGGCGCGGGCGCACACCUCGCACCUGACGGGCUGCCCGGGAGCCCGGGGCUUGGGCGGGGGCUUGGGCUUCUUUGCCUCCUCCUCAGCCUUUGCCUUUGCCUCGGCCUCGGCGCGCGCCUGCUCCUCGGCCUCCUUUGCCUUUCGCUCAGCCUCAGCCUUAGCCUUGGCCUCAGCCUCCCUCUUCUGCUUGGCGAGCUUGGGGUUCCUCCUCAUCUCCCGCUCCUCCGCUUCGCGCCUUUUCUUCUCCUCCCUGUCCCGAAUCUCCUUCUCGAUGACGCAGUCGUUGCAGCGCACGUACUCGAACGACUUCGGCAGGUAGAACCCGAGAGCUUCCCAUUCAGGGUUGCCCUCGACGGCGUCGAAAGGGGUUUCGCCGUUGCACUCGGCGCAGAACGCGGUUGGGCAGUCCACGCAUCGGAACAGCAAACCGCCGGCCUCGCUCGCCGUGCGGUUGCAGCUCUUGCAGUGGUGCUGGGGGCACUGCCAACCCAUCCUGGGGCGGGUCACGAGCCUGGCGCAGCCGAGAGACAUGGUCCUCGGGCAGUUGCGGCAUCGGAGACGCUCGGCUGCGACAUCCGGGGCGAGAAACGCGGGAGGGGGCUUGUUGCACCCGCCCUCCUCGUCGCCCUUGCACUCGCAGCAAACAGUCUCGUGUCGCGACGCCUUGUCAGCCGCUCGGAGUCGAGCAGACUCGCGAGCCGCAGCCGCUCGGCGUUCGCGGUCCUCAGCCUCGCGCGCCUCCUGAAGCGACGCCCUGGACACGGCCUGCAUGCCGAGGCCGAAUCCGGCGUCGACCAUUUCGACGGUGGACACGCGGUUGCGGCGCGUGUCUCCGAGCUGCUCCACCCAGAGAUCGGCGAUGUCCUUCUUGUUACUCUUGGCGGCACUGGACGUGUAGUCCAUGCCCUCCCACUGGUAGUGCCCCUUCUUGCCGGUGCUCUGCGCCGCCCUAGCGAGCGCCGCGGCACCCUCCGCCUGCGCAUCUUCUGUGGACUUGGCGGGUGUCUUGGCUGGGGUCUUGGAAGAGCGGGUCGUCUUCCUCUCAGGGGGACCGGGGAGGUCAGCCGCGUUGGCUCCAGACAUGAUGAUCUCGCGAAGCUCUGCGAAGGAAAGCUUCGCGGCUGCGGCGGGAUCCUCUCCCGCAGCAGCGGCGGCGGCAUCGAGAGCCUCGACGUCGGCACCAGCCUCGAGGCCCGCGAGCACCGCCGCGGCGAGUCCAGCCUUGCGAGCAG